Caretta caretta (loggerhead turtle) is the source of this 2867-nucleotide messenger RNA. The record is from RefSeq and is a predicted model, not a curated record. Lineage: Eukaryota; Metazoa; Chordata; Testudines; Cheloniidae.
GGCGAGCGGCUGCGAAGGGGCGGGGUUCCGAUCCCGGAAACCGCGCGGUGAAGUCUGGGUAAGCGGUGCCGGUCGCACCUGCGCACUGUGGCUCUGCGUGUGGGAAGAUGGUGCUCAUCAAGGAAUUCCGAGUGGUUUUACCAUGCUCAGUGCAAGAGUAUCAAGUUGGGCAACUUUACUCUGUGGCAGAAGCUAGUAAAAAUGAAACAGGAGGUGGUGAAGGAAUUCAAGUCUUAAAGAAUGAGCCUUAUGAAAAGGAUAGUGAAAAGGGACAGUAUACCCACAAAAUCUAUCACUUAAAGAGUAAAGUUCCUGGGUUUGUAAGGAUGAUUGCUCCAGAAGGCUCCUUGGUAUUCCAUGAAAAGGCUUGGAAUGCAUAUCCAUAUUGUAGAACAAUUGUGACGAAUGAAUAUAUGAAAGAUGACUUCUUCAUAAAAAUCGAGACCUGGCAUAAACCAGACUUGGGGACAUCAGAAAAUGUGCACGACUUAGAUCCAAACACGUGGAAGAGUGUUGAAGUUGUCCAUAUUGACAUUGCAGACCGAACUCAAGUAGAACCAGCAGACUAUAAAGCUGAUGAGGACCCAGUAUUGUUUCAGUCGGUGAAGACCAAGAGAGGACCUUUGGGGCCUAACUGGAAGAAAGAGCUAGCAGCUGAUGAAGACUGCCCUAAAAUGUGUGCCUACAAGUUGGUGACUAUCAAAUUUAAAUGGUGGGGACUACAGAACAAAGUAGAAAACUUUAUCCAAAAGCAAGAAAAGAGGAUAUUUACCAACUUCCAUCGCCAGCUGUUUUGUUGGAUUGACAAGUGGAUUGAUCUGACUAUGGAAGACAUCAGGAGAAUGGAGGAUGAAACCCAACGAGAGCUGGAAGCGAUGCGUAAGAAGGGUUCCGUUCGAGGCACAGUGGCUGCUGACGUCUAGAGGAAUCCUCUGUAGGUUCAGAGGCAAAAUCAAGCUGUUUACGUAAUCAAGGCCAAGUGAGAGGAACAAGUGCUGCCAAUGAUGAAUGAUGAUGGAUCUGACCUGUCACUUGCAGUGUUGAUACACAGAUGUGUGUGUGGAUGCAUGAUUAUCUGUAUAUAAUUAUAUAUACAUACACGCAUACUGAGGGGCUGUUACAGUUUCUCUAGGGUACUAUACCCAUCUUCAGCAAAGAUACAAAGGAAACUGCUUUCAUUAUAAACCUGAAGCAAAUACAGAUUGACUGAGUAGUGUCAUUUAAAGGAUAAAUUGACUGCAGAAUUAUGCUAACUGGUAUGUUUCCUGAAUGUCAGUACUGGACCAAUUUAUUCCCUACCUUUGUUUGUUUAUUUCCCUCUUGAAUCACUCUGCUAUAAUUUGCCUGUGUCUCAUUAUAAGCCAACAAAUUCAGAUAAAUUAAUUUUCAAUUUUGUGUUUUCCCUAUGUGAUUUUGGAAUAGGAACUAUGAAUGUAUUUAUACCUAUUUAUUUCUGGAUUGUCAUCUAAGUCAAAUCGGAAGAUUUUUUUCUAUUAGUGAGAAUUGGAAGACUUUUCCUGUUGAAUGAGGAAUACAAUAAUGGCCCAACUUUUACCCAUUUUGCUGAAAGAAAUCACCUGUUUUAUUGGAGUUUUGUACAUUCAAAUGUUUUCUUCAUUAAAAAUUGGCAAAAUUAAGGAAAAAUGGCUUGUGAUUUAUAACAGUUUGAACUGAACAAUUUUCCAGGAGGCUUUCAAACAAAGUAACUGACAAUACUGGUAUUGAGCCUUUAAAGUAUAUUUUAGGCUGUGUAGUUUAAUUGACGGUGUAGCACUUCCCUAGAAUGACGUUUAUUUCUGAAAUCAUUUUUUUCAAAGUUUUAGUUUGGAAACUAUGCAAAUGGUCUCAAUUUCACACAGAUUGCUCAAUGGAAUAUAACGGUGACUUUUAGCUCUUUUCAUGUUGAAAAUUCACUUUUAAAAAAGAUGUUCACUUUCAGAUAUGAUGAAAGUUUAAAUUGUAGCAUCUGACGACUUUCUCUGAUUUAUUAGAAGUAGACAUAAAAGGAAAGAUGGUAUAAUAAAGGCCUUUUUUAGAUCUCAAAUAGUAAGUUGUCUUCAUGAUUUUUUUAAAGAAAAAUAUUGCAAUGGAGCAUAUCAUAGAUAUAUUAUCAAAAUACUUGUUAAAUCAGGAACAACUUAUUUUAGGACCACUAGUUAGGUAAGGUUUCCUCCCAGAAGCCUCUGUAGGGCGAGGUUUGCUGAAGGAUCUCUGUCUAGUUUUUCAACCCCACACCAGACAUUUGGGAAUAAUUGCUUAUUUAAUUAGCUGAUAGCGGGAGUGAUUCCUCUUCCUUUACAGUCAGCGGCAAAACUCUCAUUGAUUUCAAGGGGAGCAGAUCAGGCUUGGAAUAUGACGAGCCCACCUAGUCCAUCCUCCUGCAAUGACGGUCAGGCACUGCAAUGACUGCAGACAAGUGGACAUGGAUAUUUUUUUUUGUAUGUCUGUACUGUAUUAUUGCCUCACUAUUGUCCAUGCUACAAGGUCAGUCUUCAGUUAAUCCUUCCUCGCCUAGCAAUGAAAAUGGAUGUCUAUUCUCUGUACCAGCAGAAGAUUGGUUUUGUAAAAACUUUUAAACCAUGUUUAUAUAACUUGCUACAAGGAGGGUUUUUGCAAAUUUGUGAAACUAAGGGCUCAGUUCUCUUUUCAGUGCAGGAAUGUAACUCCCGCUCUCACCAAUGGGAGCCGGAAUACAUUCCGAGGAGGGAAAGGAACCCCUAUCAUUUCUAUUGUUUUUUGGACUAGCUAUGAAAAUUUGAGGGAACUUUGUAGUGAAUGUAAAUGUUUAGUUUACUUUGGCAGUCUCUGAUGUGAACUACAGUAAAACAGUCAAUGGAAUUUAAUUAAAUAAAUUUGAUCAUAAAAUA